CCCGUCGACGACAACGGCAAGCUGUGCAAUGCCAUCUGAUAGAUGGUUUUUUGGAGGCUGAGUGCCUCACACCCAUUGGAUUGGGGUAAAAUGAUUACGAUACUCCUUUUCCCAGGUGUUCUUUCUUGCUUAUCUGGCCAUAUCCCAUAUAUUAAGAAUACGAAUCGCUGCACGGGACCGAUUCCCGAGUCAUGCGCGACCGCCGGGAUGCUAAGGAAACAAACUCGACCCCACAGACCUUCUGCAGGUCUGUCUGCUGCUUUUCUUAGGCUUAGGGGAAUAACGGCGAUGUUGAGCCAGGGAAUAUCAACACAGCAAUCCGAUAGCCAAGAAUGCCACCCAGUCACGUCAGCGAUAGCGCACGAUAGCACUUACGGCGGUCAAACGGCGUUCGCCUCUUUCAAUUCUAUUCUACUGGUUCAGCAUCGGCCGUGCUGACCAAGGCUGCGCUACACGUUGCAAGAUUCUAUUCCACUUGUUGACUUAGUUGGAAUGACCCAACUUCUCCUUUCUUAUUCUUCAUCACCACUUCUCCCCCAUUUUGGUAUUGUCUGUCAGUGCCAAUGGCGCCCGUCCCGGCCACUCCGUAUUGCAGAGCCGCAGUGGUCGGCACUAACGUUCGUUCUGGAAUAGUUUUGAUGUGGUCCUCGAACACCCCUUCUCCAAGUAUACGGCCCCUAUUUUUAUACUGUGAUACGCACAGUGUUCGAGGUGCUGCACCAACACGAGGCGCCAACAAUAUGGUACAGGC
Molecule: messenger RNA, 751 nt
Organism: Serpula lacrymans var. lacrymans S7.9
Lineage: Eukaryota; Fungi; Basidiomycota; Agaricomycetes; Boletales; Serpulaceae
Exons: 2
Coding region: 43-438 (131 amino acids)
Source: RefSeq, a predicted model, not a curated record